AUGAGCGCGAUUGAGAGAAAGGUCGACGAAUUCGGAGUCACACAAAAGAGGAUACUUCUUUUUAUCCUGGCCUUAGUUGCCUUCUUCGUCGUCGAGCAAAACACGGGCAGAAUCAUCGAUGCCACCAAGUUAAAUCUUAAAUUCAACGAGAUUGACUUGCGCGAAGAUAUUCCAGAAGACACCGUCUAUCACCAUAAAAAUGGACAGAGACCGGCUGUAAAGACCACUGCGGCCAGAGGAGAACUCAAGGAGGUCGAGCCCGAAGUCCACGCGUCCGAGGAAGAAAUCGAAGAAGCACAAAACAUGUGUGAGCGAGAUCUUCAUUUAGAAGACUACAACACGAUGCCAAUCGUCUUCCUUAACAGUUUCCCUGGUGCUGGAAACACCUGGUCGAGAAUUUUGAUCGAAGACGUCACUGGAAUUUACAGCGGAAGUGUCUAUCACGAGGCGAAAAUGGUCGAUGCUGGAUUCAUCGGUGAAGCGGACGAGCCAACCAGCGGAAGAACUGUCGUUGUCAAAAACCACGGACAGCAUGACAUGGAAUAUGCUGACGGCAUUAUUUACGUUAUUCGUAACCCGUACGAUGCUACUAUCGCUGAUUACAAGCGUCAAGUUGGACACUCUCAUACGGGCAAUGUUGAUAUGGCUGUUUUUGACAAGCCGGAAUGGAAAGCGUUUCAAAUGCAACACCUCAAGCGAUGGUACUCGAUGACAAUGUGGUUUCCAGAGUACGCGACCAAGGGCAACAUCCCCUUCCACCUCAUGUACUACGAAGACAUGAAAGCGAAUGUGACAAACGAGAUGGUCAAAGUUUUGGACUUCUUUGAUGAGAACUACAACUUCACCACAGCCGAUCGUGAUCGACGUGUCAAGUGUUUGACUAUGAUGGACGACAAUAAAAUGCAUCGAAAGUCUACUCCUAUCAAAAAGGAAUUGUUCUCCGACGAAGCGAUUGAAUUCAUUGAAGAGAAAAUGCGAUUUGUACGAAAACUGUACGAAGUCCGCGGCUGGACCCCGAUGAAGACCGAGUACUCCAAGAAAAACAAGAUUCUCGAUUUGCCCAGCGAAGAAGAGCUACAAGCUUUCAUCGAAGGAAACGGACACUCCAUCUGGCGCAAGAUCGACCAGCGACUGGGCUACCGCCAAAAAUACCUGGACAGCGGUCUCAGCGCAAAGGACUUCCUUGAAAGUCCCGAUGCUCCCGACCGACCAAACCAAUGA
Molecule: messenger RNA, 1221 nt
Organism: Oikopleura dioica
Lineage: Eukaryota; Metazoa; Chordata; Appendicularia; Copelata; Oikopleuridae
Source: the annotation of a GenBank genome assembly